Molecule: messenger RNA, 2752 nt
Organism: Hordeum vulgare subsp. vulgare (domesticated barley)
Lineage: Eukaryota; Viridiplantae; Streptophyta; Magnoliopsida; Poales; Poaceae
Product: beta-glucosidase BoGH3B-like
Exons: 6
Coding region: 530-2527 (665 amino acids)
Biological process (GO): glucan catabolic process
Molecular function (GO): beta-glucosidase activity
Source: RefSeq, a predicted model, not a curated record
UAGGCAGGGUCCUUGACGGCCGCACACCUUUGCUGGCUCUUGUUUCGGACCAUUGCCGUUGGUGCCGUUGAGAUGCGAUGGCUGCUGCGGCGCCUCGCUCUCGGCCGUCCCCGUUGUUUUCAGUUCGGCGGCCUUUGACGGAACAAGGUAGCUAGGCGGCUCGCCGGAUGAUUGCCAAAGUAUGCAAAGGCGGGCGGGCCGGUGGAGGAGCGGAGCAGAGGACGACAGCUUCGGUUGCAUUGCAUUGGCGGCUUCCGUUUUGCAUGACCGACCUCAUCUCAAACCCCAACCACUCCUUGAUGAUCGAUGGACGAUCCUUAUCGGCUUAUCGCCGUCGCCAGCCCGGGUUAUAUAAUGGGGGAGGAGAUGGGCAGGGAGGAGCGCACGCCUCGUCGUCGUCCCCUCUCCUUCCCAUCCACCGUAGCUACCACCAUCUAUCCUACCCCGUUGCCGCCGUGCCGGUGCCACACGACCACCACCGCCAUUUCUGGUCAGGAGGCUCCUCCCCCCGCUCCUGCGCCGGCACAGGAUGGCGCUGCUCACGGCCCCCGCGGUGUUCGCCGCGCUCCUGCUCUUCUGGGCCGUGCUCGGCGGCACGGACGCCGACUACGUGCUCUACAAGGACGCCACCAAGCCCGUGGAGGACCGCGUCGCCGACCUCCUGGGGAGGAUGACGCUGGCGGAGAAGAUCGGGCAGAUGACCCAGAUCGAGCGGCUCGUGGCCACGCCGGACGUGCUCCGGGACAACUUCAUCGGCAGCCUGCUCAGCGGCGGCGGCAGCGUGCCGCGCAAGGGGGCCACGGCCAAGGAGUGGCAGGACAUGGUGGACGGCUUCCAGAAGGCCUGCAUGUCCACGCGGCUCGGCAUCCCCAUGAUCUACGGCAUCGACGCCGUCCACGGCCAGAACAACGUCUACGGCGCCACUAUCUUCCCCCACAACGUCGGCCUCGGCGCCACCCGGGACCCGUACCUCGUGAAGAGGAUCGGCGAGGCCACCGCGCUCGAAGUCAGAGCCACCGGCAUCCAGUACGCCUUCGCGCCUUGCAUCGCGGUGUGCAGAGAUCCGAGAUGGGGGCGGUGCUAUGAGAGCUACAGCGAGGAUCGCCGGAUCGUGCAGUCCAUGACGGAGCUCAUCCCCGGCCUGCAGGGCGACGUCCCCAAGGACUUCACCAGCGGCAUGCCCUUCGUCGCCGGAAAGAACAAGGUGGCUGCAUGCGCGAAGCAUUUUGUGGGCGACGGCGGCACGGUGGACGGCAUCAACGAGAACAACACCAUCAUCAACCGUGAGGGCCUGAUGAACAUCCACAUGCCGGCGUACAAGAACGCCAUGGACAAGGGCGUCUCCACCGUCAUGAUCUCCUACUCCAGCUGGAACGGGGUCAAGAUGCACGCCAACCAAGACCUCGUCACCGGAUACCUCAAGGACACGCUCAAAUUCAAGGUAAGAAAAAAAUCAAAUCAAAUUCAAGUUGAGCUGCUCUUCACUGCUUGGAUUCUUCAUAUGUUCAGAUGCUCAUGGCCUUUGUGGCAUCUUCUUAACUUUCAGGGCUUCGUGAUCUCAGACUGGGAGGGCAUUGACAGGAUCACCACCCCUGCCGGAUCUGACUACUCCUACUCGGUCAAGGCUUCCAUUCUUGCCGGCCUUGACAUGAUCAUGGUGCCGAACAACUACCAGCAGUUCAUCAGCAUCCUGACCGGCCAUGUCAACGGCGGCGUCAUCCCCAUGAGCAGGAUCGACGAUGCCGUGACCCGGAUCCUGCGGGUCAAGUUCACCAUGGGUCUCUUCGAGAACCCCUACGCUGACCCUGCCAUGGCCGAGCAGCUAGGAAAGCAGGAGCACAGGGAUUUGGCGAGGGAGGCGGCGAGGAAGUCGCUGGUGCUGCUGAAGAACGGCAAGACUUCGACCGACGCGCCGCUUCUGCCGCUGCCCAAGAAGGCGCCCAAGAUCCUGGUCGCCGGGAGCCACGCCGACAACCUGGGCUACCAGUGCGGCGGCUGGACCAUCGAGUGGCAGGGCGACACGGGCCGCACCACCGUGGGCACCACCAUCUUGGAGGCGGUGAAGGCGGCCGUGGACCCGUCGACGGUCGUGGUGUUCGCCGAGAACCCCGACGCGGAGUUCGUCAAGAGCGGCGGCUUCUCCUACGCCAUCGUUGCCGUGGGCGAGCACCCGUACACGGAGACCAAGGGCGACAACCUGAACCUGACCAUCCCGGAGCCCGGCCUGAGCACCGUGCAGGCGGUGUGCGGCGGCGUGCGGUGCGCGACGGUGCUCAUCAGCGGGCGGCCCGUGGUGGUGCAGCCGCUGCUGGCCGCCUCCGACGCGCUGGUGGCGGCGUGGCUCCCCGGCUCGGAGGGGCAGGGAGUCACCGACGCGCUGUUCGGCGACUUUGGGUUCACCGGGAGGCUGCCGCGGACGUGGUUCAAGUCGGUGGACCAGCUGCCGAUGAACGUCGGCGACGCGCACUACGACCCGCUCUUCCGGCUCGGAUACGGCCUCACCACCAACGCGACGAAGAAGUACUAGGUUAUUAUACUAGACAGCAUAAUGGAGAUAGGAAAACUGGGGACAUGAACCGUAGGUUCUUGCUUCCCGCCAUGGCUGCCGAUCGAUUUAUUUCGCUCUCGGCCGAUAUUUCUUACUGUUGCUUACUACUGCUAUUCUUUCUUACUGUUGCUGGUUGAUCUGGUGUAUUCAGUGAGAUCUCACUCUGCAAGCAGUAUAUAUCCAAUUGACGAGCUAUUUUAUUCA